AUGGCCACUGCCGUUAGACGUAGAGUUACUGUCAGUAAAAGUUCCAAUUCCAAAUCAGGCUCAAAUACUAAGAGUAGAAGAAGAACUAAUGCCAGUAGCAGUAGUAAUAGUGGCAAUGUGAAACAAGAAAAGCAGGAAAAUGUUUUGUUGAAGAGAAUACAACAAAAGGCUAAAAAGAACAAUGGUUCCAAAAGUCCUUCUAAAGGUAGUACUAGUAUUAAUGUAGCCGUUGAAGGUAUUCCCAAGGACCUUACACAAGCUUCUAUCCGUAAAUAUUUCGUGUCACAAUUGGGAGGUAUUGAGACGGUAUUAUUGUCAUACACAGAAAGUGGUAAGUCGACAGGGAUGGUUAAGAUUCAAUUCAAAGAUAAAAGAACUGCCAAUUUAGCCAUUGAUAAAUUCAAUGGUGCUAAAGUCGAUAACAAUUCCAAAUUAAAAAUGUAUGUGUUUGUUAGUAGAGAUGAGAAAUCUCGUUCCAAUAACUCUAACAAUGAUAUUUCCAAAAGAAUCAUUCCUAAUAAAUUGAAUUCAAGAAGAAGUUCUAAUAGUGGCACUAAUAGCAAAUCCAAGAGUUCUUCUUCUAGAAGGAGAAAUUGA
Molecule: messenger RNA, 597 nt
Organism: Henningerozyma blattae CBS 6284
Lineage: Eukaryota; Fungi; Ascomycota; Saccharomycetes; Saccharomycetales; Saccharomycetaceae
Product: RNA-binding protein
Exons: 1
Coding region: 1-597 (198 amino acids)
Biological process (GO): mRNA export from nucleus
Cellular component (GO): nucleus
Molecular function (GO): mRNA binding
Source: RefSeq, a predicted model, not a curated record